Messenger RNA from Bubalus bubalis (water buffalo), 2554 nucleotides. RefSeq names its product bestrophin 1 (gene BEST1). The transcript is spliced from 11 exons. Bases 694 to 2451 code for a protein of 585 amino acids. NCBI's taxonomy places the organism in Eukaryota, Metazoa, Chordata, Mammalia, Artiodactyla, Bovidae. Gene Ontology annotation, molecular function: chloride channel activity. The record is from RefSeq and is a predicted model, not a curated record.
GGAUGGAGUUCUAAAGCAACGCCAUCCUUUUCAGAGAGGGACACUGAGGCCUAGGGAGAAGCAGAGGGCCACCCAGGGUCACCUCCUCAGGUGGCAGAGCCAGGGCUAGAAGCCAGAACCUCUGACUGUGGUCCAGUGUUCUUUCUGGUACCCAAAGUGCUGCACAAGCCCACAGGGCCUGGGCAAAGUCUCCCCUCUCUUGACGGCUCCUGGCAUUGGCGUUAAGGCCCAAGGCCUCCUCUUCCCCACAAGAUCUUGCUCUCCCUGCAAGACCUCAGGGAUCAGAAACAGACCCCUCAGUUUAGGGCCCAGAGGAAAUGGCAGGAUGAUCAGGGCCCAAGGUGGAGGGGGUUGCCCUCAAUUCCAGCCCUGGUCUCAACCCAACCCCCAACCCCCAUCCUCCGGAAGGAAUUAGAGAGGCCCUGGCUGGACUGUGAUGCCUGCUGUUUAAGGGGAGAUUACGAGGAGGGGGCCAAGACAAGGGCUCCUUUGUGGAGGGCCUCUGGCUUAGGGAGUCAAGUGACCAUAUAACACACACGUGGGCAGUGCCAACCCCUAAGUGUGGGCAGGGGCACUGGCCCUAGGAACCCAGAGAGUCCCACCAGUCCUGUGGCCAGACCUUUUGUGGGAUCGCCUGAACAGCCAGGAGCCCCAACUGACCCAAGCCCACCUCCUGCAGCCCAGUGCCUGGCCAUGACUGUCACCUACUCGAGCCAAGUGGCCAAUGCCCGUUUAGGCUCCUUCUCCCGCCUGCUGCUGUGCUGGCGAGGUAGCAUCUACAAACUGCUCUAUGGCGAGUUUCUCAUCUUUCUGCUCUGCUACUACAUCAUCCGCUUCAUUUACAGAAUGGCCCUCACGGACGAACAGCAGGUGAUUUUUGAGAAGCUGACUCUGUAUUGCGACAGCUACAUCCAGCUCAUCCCCAUCUCCUUCGUGCUGGGCUUCUACGUGACGCUAGUCGUGACCCGCUGGUGGAACCAGUAUGAGAACCUGCCUUGGCCCGACCGCCUCAUGAACCUGGUGUCGUCCUUCGUUGAGGGCAAGGACGAGCAAGGCCGGAUGCUGCGGCGCACGCUCAUGCGCUAUGCCAACCUAGGCAACGUGCUCAUCCUGCGCAGCGUCAGCGCUGCGGUCUACAAACGCUUUCCCAGCCCACAGCACCUGGUGAAAGCAGGCUUCAUGACACCUUCGGAACACAAGCACUUACAAAAACUGAGCUUACCACACAACUCGUUCUGGAUGCCCUGGGUGUGGUUUGCCAACUUGUCAACAAAGGCAUGGAUUGGAGGUCGAAUUCGGGACCCUAUCCUGCUCCAGAGCCUGCUCAACGAAAUGAACACCUUGCGUACUCAGUGUGGACAGCUGUAUGCCUACGACUGGAUCAGUAUCCCACUGGUGUACACUCAGGUGGUGACCGUGGCAGUAUACAGCUUCUUCCUGGCUUGCCUGAUUGGGCGGCAGUUUCUGAACCCAGCCAAGGCCUACCCUGGCCACGAGAUGGACCUCGUUGUACCCCUCUUCACGUUCUUGCAGUUCUUCUUCUAUGCCGGCUGGUUGAAGGUGGCAGAGCAGCUCAUCAACCCAUUUGGAGAGGAUGAUGAUGACUUUGAGACCAACUGGAUUGUCGACAGGAGCUUGCAGGUGUCCCUAUUGGCUGUAGACGAGAUGCACCAGGACUUGCCACCGAUGGAGAGAGAUAUGUACUGGAAUGAGCCAGAACCACAUCCCCCCUACACAGCCGCUUCUGCCCAGUCUCGUCGACCCUCAUUUUUUGGCUCCACCUUCAACAUCAGUCUGGAUAAGGAAGACAUGGAGUUUCAGCCAGAUCUAGAGGAGCAAGAGGGUGCUCACUCUGGCAUCAUUGGCCGCUUCCUAGGGCUGCAAUCCCAUGACCGCCAGUCCCCUAGGACAAACUCAAAGACCAAACUACUGUGGCCGAAGAAAGAAGUCCAUUCACAUGAGAACCAGCCCAAGAACCUUGGAGGGGCCGGACAGAACACUAGCGACCAGGCAGACAGCAAGGCCUGGAAGGGGGAAGAUGUUUUCAAGUCCGCGGUGCUCUUCGGAAGGUCAGGCUACCACAGUGCCCCACAGACACCCCUCAGCCACACCCCUAUGGUCUUUCCACCUGGACAGUCAGCACCCUCAAGUCUUCGCAGAAUCUCAGGCAUAGAUGACCCUGUCAAAGAUCAAAGCCUUCAGCCUGCAACCCCCAGGUCCAAGAAGAGUUUUGAAUUGCUCCCAGAGAAUGCUGGGGCCUCAACGGAGCACCCAGAAGUUUUUCACAUGAGAAGGAAAACUGUUGAGUUUAACCUGAUGGACAUGUCAGAGGGCCCUGAACAUCUCAGAGAACCACAUUUGGGACAAUCGACAAGCAACAUACACACUAUACUCAAAGAUCAUGGAGAUCCUUAUUGGGACUUGGAAAACAGGGAUGAAGCACAUUCCUAGCCUGCUUCCUCCAAAGGGGAUGCUCCACCGGCCUGGUCCUACCUGCGUGUACACCAGCAGGACACUGAUCCAGUCAUAGGCAUAUAGCUGUCCACACCGAAGA